Messenger RNA from Caenorhabditis elegans, 862 nucleotides. RefSeq names its product FACT complex subunit (gene Y41C4A.7). The record is from RefSeq and is marked reviewed. The transcript has 4 exons. Lineage: Eukaryota; Metazoa; Nematoda; Chromadorea; Rhabditida; Rhabditidae. The coding region runs from base 38 to 784 and encodes 248 amino acids.
AGUAUCAAAAAAUCAAUACUCACUUCUUCGCCAGAAAAUGGAGGAUUUCAAUCGUCGUGCCGAAGAAUUGGAUCAAGUCGAGAAGAACGUCAGUUUAGGGUUGAAGAAAAUUCAAGAUGAAAUGGACAGUAUCCAGCUGGAAGUCGAGCCAGACGACGUGGAGAUUACGUCGACUAAGCGUGGAUUCUGGGAGCACGACAUCACGAAUUUGUCGCCGUUUCCGGUUGUAUGCAGGGUCCGAGCCACCAGCCCAUCGAUGUUCGUGGUGAAUAAGAAUGUGUUCUUGUUGAAGCCCAUGGAUUUUUUUAAGUUGAUGAUCUCCCGCAAGCCCGGACAAAUCCGUUCCCACCACCUCAAAAUAGAUGUGACACAAUUCGUGGACACCUUCAACCCCAUCAACCUCCUCGACUACUUCAUCGCCUCGAAUCCGUUCAAGACAUUUGUGGUUCGGUAUCACGGAGCACCGAGAUAUUGGUCCGAUGCGUUAGAGAUGAACAGUUGGCUGACUGGUGAGCAGUUGAAUGAGCAAUGGGAGAAGGAAAUGAAGAAGACAUCCCAGGAGAAGAAAUCGUCGUUGGAAACGAGUGAAGUGAGCAGUGUGAACGAGUUUGUGGAUGCUGAAGAGGAUAAUUUCCCUGUUCAACGGGCCGCGAUGAACAUCACCAAUGUGCUCACAGUGGCGUCACAAGUUCCAGAUGAGUCGAAUAAAAAUGAGCCCGAUUCGGAUAUUGAUAGUGUGGUGAGUGGGACGAUCGAUAGUGAGCUCGCGAAUCUGAAGAUCUAGUCGUGUCGAAGAAUAUUGUGGAAAUAAAUUAAACUACGUAUACAAAAAUGUUUCCCCCGAAUAAAGUGUAUAUCGAUU